GGGCGUGGCGCCGGCGGGAAGGUCGCCGCGGUGACCGGCGGGGAGCGGGCGGCGCCGCCAUGUUGUCCGUGGCCGCGCGCUCCGGGCCCUUCGCGCCCUACCUGUCGGCCGCGGCGCACGCCGUGCCCGGCCCGCUCAAGCCGCUCGCGCCGGCCGUAGCGCCGCGGGCCGCCAGGGUGUCGCUGGAGCCGAAGCGGCCGCUGCUCUGCCGGGAGUCCUUGAACGGCCGCGCGGCCCGCGGCGGCCUCGUCGCCAGCGCCAGCCUCAACGCACCUGCCAGUGUUCGUUGCAUCCAUAACGAUGUCGCAGUACCCGACUUCUCUGCCUACCGUCGUCAAGAGGUGUUAGAUGCCAACAAACCUUCUCAAAGCAGCAGUGAAAGCAGAAAAGGGUUUUCCUACCUGGUGACUGCAACAACAUGCGUGGCUUCUGCAUAUGCUGCUAAGAAUGUUGUCACUGAGUUUAUUUCCAGCCUCAGUGCUUCUGCUGAUGUGCUAGCACUGUCAAAGAUCGAGAUCAAGUUAUCUGACAUUCCAGAAGGCAAGAACGUGGCUUUUAAGUGGAGAGGGAAGCCCCUUUUUGUGCGGCACAGAACCCAGGCAGAGAUUAGUCAGGAAGCUGAUGUUGAUUUGUCUAAACUGAGGGAUCCGCAGCAUGAUUUAGACCGAGUAAAGAAACCAGAAUGGGUUAUAUUAGUAGGUGUCUGCACUCAUCUUGGUUGUGUACCCAUUGCUAACUCGGGUGAUUUUGGUGGUUAUUACUGCCCUUGCCAUGGGUCACAUUAUGAUGCCUCCGGCAGAAUCAGGAAGGGCCCUGCUCCAUAUAACCUUGAGGUUCCGGUUUACCAGUUUGUUGGUGAUGAUUUAGUGGUUGUUGGCUGAAUAACAAGGUGCCUGCUCACUUUUGUGUUUCCAUGAAUGUACUCUGCAAGGAAGUCACUGAGAUUCUGGAAUGCUGUGAAAGCAGAUGGCUCUAAAAGCAUGUUAGGUGGCCAGAUUCUCAAAAAUGUUUAAAUAUUUGCUUCUGUUAAGUUUUAAUAAAACUU
Molecule: messenger RNA, 1045 nt
Organism: Nothoprocta perdicaria
Lineage: Eukaryota; Metazoa; Chordata; Aves; Tinamiformes; Tinamidae
Product: cytochrome b-c1 complex subunit Rieske, mitochondrial
Exons: 2
Coding region: 60-881 (273 amino acids)
Biological process (GO): mitochondrial electron transport, ubiquinol to cytochrome c
Cellular component (GO): membrane
Molecular function (GO): quinol-cytochrome-c reductase activity; 2 iron, 2 sulfur cluster binding
Source: RefSeq, a predicted model, not a curated record